Molecule: messenger RNA, 1293 nt
Organism: Penicillium vulpinum
Lineage: Eukaryota; Fungi; Ascomycota; Eurotiomycetes; Eurotiales; Aspergillaceae
Exons: 3
Coding region: 1-1293 (430 amino acids)
Biological process (GO): regulation of mRNA processing; spliceosomal complex assembly; protein phosphorylation
Molecular function (GO): ATP binding; protein kinase activity
Source: RefSeq, a predicted model, not a curated record
AUGGAGAUCAAGACAGGCCCCAAAUUUGACAUAAAUGAUUUCAAACAUGAUCCUCUACUUUUGACAGAGGAAGGAAUUCACAGAUAUUGUCCUGGUGGGUUUCACCCAGUCAGUCUCGGGGAUACAUUUCAAAAUGGUCUGUACACAGUGCACCAUAAACUAGGCUUUGGUGAAUCAGCUACAAACCUAACAUACUCAAGUGUCGGUCAAAAUGUCAUUAGCUGUCAAUGGGUCGCUUUGAAGAUAUUGGCUGCGUACAUCGAAAGGCCAAGGGAGACUGAAAAUUUGAAUCAUUUGAAGAACUCGACAAUUAUGCUGUCGACAAAACAUAUUGUCGAAUUACUUGACACCUUUCAGCUCCAAGGUCCCAAUGGAAUACAUCACUGCCUAGUGUUUGAACUUCUUGGCCCUUCCCUUGAAUCUACUCAACAAGCUUACAUUGAAUUUAACAACUACGGUCAUUAUAUCGAAUUUGACAACACUGACUUCAAAGAGCUUACUAAUUAUCUUGGAAUCGAAUGUCCCCGUGUACUUAGAAUUGUCACUGCGCUUUUCGUGGCUUUGAAAUUCAUGCACACCUGGGGAAUAUGCCACGGAGGUAUAAGUGCUGCGAAUAUUGCCUACACUUACGGUGGCAGGCAGCACCAUGUCACUGACGACAAAAUCUUUGAGGCUAUGGGAUUGCCGCAAGUGGUUCCACUGGAGCGCUGUGACAGGAUGCCGCUGAGUGAAGGGCUUCCAAAAGAGCUAGUGCAAAGUGCUCAGUGGAAUGGUUACCUCGAGGAAGCGGAAUUUGACAUUCGUCUGAUUGGCUUUGGAAAGAGUUCCCUCUACGGACAAGAGUCAGAUAAAGUCAAGCAGGCAGUCCAUCUACGGUGCCCUGAGACCAUCAUGGGAGGGAAGCAUCUCUAUCAUACUGACCUCUGGCAUGCAGGGUGUUUUGUAACUCCACCAGAUGAGCAUGACCACCAACUGCAAGACCUAUCAGAUAUAUCCCAAGGUCCUCAACAGGUACUACCAGAGGUCGCAGCAGUGACACCCGGGUCGCUGAUCAGUCAUGAAUCGCAGCAGCCGCAAGCGUCGGAACCUUUUCAAAGCGCCAAGACAACCCAGUCAGAGGCAUCUGAGAUCCCUGAUAAUUCCAAAGAGCCACAGCUGGAUCUUACGGAGGAUACAGCGGCAUCUUCAGAUGACAGUGAGACAAAACCUGGAAGCCGGAAGAGACUCCGUUCCCGUCUAGGAGGAUUGUUGAAUCAUAAAUGGAGACCAUGGAAGAGGCGUCGGGACUCUUGA